UUAUAACUCCUGUGCAGUUGAGAUUCUUUGCUGCACUGCAACGGUAUCAGAGGAUAGUUUGAGAUUCAGGCACAAAGUUGAGAAGUUUGUUUAGUGAGUUUCACAUUUUCUCUGUACAUUAUUUCUAAUAACCCAGACAUGGUAUCACAGAAAAGCUCAAUUUUGCCGCCAAAUCUGUGCUUGGCACUCGCCAUGGUUGUGAUCUUGGGCAAUGUAUCUUCGGUAUUUGCUCAAGUUACAUUCAGCCGUGACUGGAAUGCUGGUAAGCGUGCUUUCGAACCUGUUCCCAGCGACUGUGGCUCAGUAAUGCGGACAAUAGUGUCACUUUGUGGAGCAAUUACGAAAAAUGCUCAUCAAUUGUCCCUCUGUGAGAUGAAGUCCAUCCUUCACAGUCUCCACGAUGACGACACUUCGGGGAAUAUCAUGUUGCACAAGUAAAAGAAAAUCACUCCCUGAGGUGAUAGUUUAGCAGAGACACACAUGCAUCACAAAAACCGCGCCAAAAAUUGAAUGCAAAAAUUUUUUGAAGAAAAAGAAAAUGAUAAUUGAUUGCAAACGACCAUGGACUAUGAGAAAUCCCUUAGGUGUUGUCCUCAGUCUGUAAAAUUUAAUAAAAUAACUUGAGUAGAUUUGA
This is a messenger RNA of Phlebotomus papatasi, 634 nucleotides long. RefSeq names its product adipokinetic hormone/corazonin-related peptide-like. Lineage: Eukaryota; Metazoa; Arthropoda; Insecta; Diptera; Psychodidae. Gene Ontology annotation, cellular component: extracellular region. The record is from RefSeq and is a predicted model, not a curated record. Bases 139 to 438 code for a protein of 99 amino acids. The transcript is spliced from 3 exons. Gene Ontology annotation, molecular function: hormone activity.